AUACUGAAAACUUCUGCCACAUUCUGUUCUGAAUUCAGAAACACAGCAGGGGAUAUUUGAUGCAGUUUUGAAGGGUGAGAUUGAUUUUGAAUCAGAUCCAUGGCCUGUCAUCUCUGACAGUGCCAAGGAUCUUAUUAGCAAGAUGUUACGCUCUCCCCCGUCGGAUCGCUUGACUGCUCACGAAGUACUGUGUAUGUUAGUCAUUCUUACAAUUCUUUGUGCGUUACUUUUUUCUAUGCCCUGUUGUAAUCCAUCUUGUGUUGUUUCUUGUUCUAGUUGUUUUUAAUAAAAUUAGUUAUUACCCUUAAAAAAAACAUUACAUACAAAUUGGUUCAAAAGCAUUCAUUUUAUUUAUUUAUUUAUUUUUGUGCAGCAUCCUUGGUAACUGACUUGUGACUUUGCCAGACUUAUCAUUGGAUUUGAUCGGAAUUAUAAUUGCAAGUUCAUGAUGGCGAAUCAAGCAGUGGAAUAUCGUCCAGCAGAUUACGUCUACUAUGACUGGACCAAUAAUUGUUGAAGAUGCGAUCUAUGAAAAUGGUGAUAGUGAUGGCAGUGGUCCUAUUCCAUUGAAAGAUUCGGUGUUCCGUCGCCUUACUUUUGAGAGAAGCUUGGGCUUGGUGCAAUCAGAGGCAUUGCUAGUUCGACAAGAAUGUACUGAAAAGAGUCCUGGUGAAAUGGAGUGGAAGAAAACCAUCUCUUCCAAAUCUAGAAAAAAGGGAAGCCGGAGAAAAAACAAUUCUCGCACAUCAUCAAUUGAUGGUAACGGAGCCCUUGCGAGCAUGCUUUUUGUUUGGAAUUUGCAAGAAGCGAUUCGAGCUGCUAUCUGUAGGCCUACUUUCAUCUUUAUACCCAUAGCAUAGUGCUAGUUUGUUGGGUUUUUUUUUUCCAAUUAGUGUGGCAUUCCUUUUUGAUGUGCAUAACCUUUUAUAUUGAUUCUUGGGGGCCAGGGUAGUUCAUAUAGUGAUGUUUAAUUUUCAGACUUUCCAAUGCAAUGCUUGGCUUCUACACUUAAGUGAAUGUUUUUAAGGGUGAAUUUUCAACUAUCACUUUUCCUUGUGGUGUGGACCAGUUGAGAUUUGGAUAUGCUUAAUUUUUGGGAUUGUGAUUUAAAAUGUGUUGGUAAAACGAAUGGAUGGAGUGGAUGUACAAAAUAUUAUUAAGGUAG
Messenger RNA from Magnolia sinica, 1165 nucleotides. RefSeq lists its product as uncharacterized. The coding region runs from base 495 to 860 and encodes 121 amino acids. The transcript is spliced from 3 exons. The record is from RefSeq and is a predicted model, not a curated record. NCBI's taxonomy places the organism in Eukaryota, Viridiplantae, Streptophyta, Magnoliopsida, Magnoliales, Magnoliaceae.